ACAUACUAAUGGCGACGUCAUUCAUCGAUAUCUCGAGCUGAAAAUUUGAAUUAAUACUACUUAGGGUUUUGCUUCCGUAGCAGCACUUUCUCCUUGUAAUUUUGAGUUCUGACGCCGGAUAGCUUCAAUUUGGCCUCUCCGGUGACGGUAGGGUUUUCAGAUCUUCCAUUGUGAAUCUUAAAUCUUAACCGAUUUCUGUUUACCGGUAACAGUUAGAUUCAUAGAUACAAGUUUAAUGGCCAGAAGUUCAAGCGAUUCAAGUGACGACGACAGGAGUAAUCGGCACCGCCGUCACGACAAAGGCAGGGAGCGCAGAAGCACCGACUAUAGUGACAGAGAUAGAGAGAUAGAACGGCAUGAAUCAAAAGAAAGAUCUGAUGGAGAAAGAGAGCCGGUAGAGAAAAAACUAGGCACCGGCGAUGGCAGGCGAGAGAGGAACAGUGAGCUUAGAGAUAGAGAUUAUAAGCGGCGGAGCUCCGAUGACGAUGAUUAUAGAGAGAGAAGAGACAGAGAUGGGAGAGAAAGGGAAGGAGAAAAAGAGCGAACACGACGGGACGAUAACGGACAUGGAAGGCGAGAAGUUUAUGAUAGACGAGAUAGGUACAGAGAUGAGAGGAAAUCAGAACGAGAAAGGGAUAGGAAUGAUGAUAACCGGCACAGAAGGCGUAGAGAUGGAGAUGAGGAUGAAGGCGAUUAUGAAAGGCGAAUGCCGGAGAAGAAAGUUGAGAAUGGUAGGAAGCAAGUUGAAGAGGCAAAACCAGCUCUACAAGGAGGAGGGAAUGUGAAUAAAGAAGUGGCGAAUUUAGGGAAAAGCGGAGGUGUUUAUAUACCGCCUUUUAAGUUGGCGAGAAUGCUCAAAGAAGUUGAGGAUAAAAGCAGUAUUGAGUAUCAAAGAUUGACGUGGGACGCUCUUCGGAAAAGUAUUAAUGGGCUUGUGAAUAAGGUUAAUGCAACUAACAUUAAGAACAUUAUUCCUGAGCUAUUUUCGGAGAAUUUGAUCCGUGGAAGGGGUUUAUUUUGCCGUUCUUGUAUGAAGUCUCAAAUGGCGUCUCCAACGUUUACUGAUGUGUUUGCUGCUUUGGUUGCUGUUAUGAACACGAAAUUUCCUGAGGUUGGAGAGCUUUUAUUGAGAAGGAUAGUUUUGCAGCUCAAGAGAGCAUAUAAACGUAACGAUAAGCCCCAAUUGCUGGCUGCUGUUAAAUUUAUAGCACAUUUAGUGAACCAGCUAGUGGCCCAUGAGAUCAUUGCUUUGGAGCUACUUGCUGUUUUGCUGGAGAAUCCCACCGAUGACAGUGUUGAGGUCGCAGUUGGCUUUGUUACAGAGUGUGGAUCCUUACUGCAGGAUGUCUCACCAAAAGGCUUGGAUGGAGGUUUUGAGAGAUUUCGUGGCAUCCUCCAUGAAGGAGAGAUUGACAAGCGUGUGCAGUUUUUGAUUGAGGGCCUUUUUGCUGUCAGAAAAGCCAAAUUUCAGGGAUACCCUGCUGUUCGCCCAGAACUGGACCUUGUGGAGCAGGAGGACCAGCUGACACAUGAAAUAUCACUCCAAGAGGACAUAGAUCCUGAAAUUACCCUUGAUAUUUUCAAACCGGAUCCUAAUUACCUUGAGAAUGAGAAGCGAUAUGAAGAAUUAAAGAAAAGUAUCCUUGGAGAUGAGUCUGAGGAUGAAGAAGGCUCUGAUGCAGCUUCAGGUGAUGAGGAUGAUGAUGAAGACGAAGAAGAUGAAGAUGAAGAAGAUGAAGAGGCCAUGCAAAUAAGGGAUGAGACUGAAACUAACCUAAUCAAUUUACGUAGAACAAUUUAUCUUACCAUCAUGUCCAGUGUAGAUUUUGAGGAGGCGGGGCACAAGUUAUUGAAAAUUAAACUUGAGCCAGGACAGGAGAUGGAACUAUGUGUCAUGCUUUUGGAAUGUUGCAGUCAGGAGAGAACUUACCUGCGGUAUUAUGGUCUUCUAGGGCAGAGAUUUUGCAUGAUCAACAAAGUCUACCAGGAAAAUUUUGACAAGUGCUUUGUUCAACAAUAUUCCAUGAUUCAUCGACUGGAAACCAAUAAGUUGCGUAAUGUGGCAAAGUUUUUUGCCCAUUUAGUUGGUACAGAUGCUCUACCUUGGCAUGUGUUAGCCUAUAUCCGCUUAACAGAAGAGGACACGACGUCAUCUUCUCGUAUUUUUAUCAAGAUUCUUUUCCAGGAGUUGUCAGAGCAUCUUGGUAUUCGUACUUUGAAUGAGCGCCUUACAGACCCCAAUAUGCAAGACUCUUUUGAAGCAAUUUUCCCGAGAGAUAACCCCAAGAACACACGCUUUUCCAUCAACUUCUUCACAUCCAUUGGGCUUGGAGGCAUCACCGAAAAUUUGAGGGAGUAUUUGAAGAAUAUGCCACGGCUUAUCAUGCAACAACAAAAACCUGUUUCAGAAUCUGAAUCAGAAUCAGACGAUGGAUCUGAAAGUUCUAGUUCGUCCGACUCAGAGUCUGGUAGCUCUGAAUCAGAAACAGAGUCUAGUGAAGAUGAAAGACGUAGGAAGCGAAGUCGGAGAAGUGAUAGGGAUGAAAGGAGCAGGAAGCAAAGCAGAAGUGAUAGGGAUGAAAGGAGCAGGAAGCAAAGCAGAAGUGAUAGGGAUGAAAGGAGCAGGAAGCAAAGUAACAAUGAUAGGGAUGAAAGAAGCAGGAAGCAAAGUAACAGUGACCGGGAUGAAAGAAGCAGGAAACAAAGCAGAGGUGAUACAGAUGAAAGAAACAGGAAGCAUAGUAAGCGGCAUUGAGAAAAUGUUUGUUUUAAGGAGUCUGAAGUUUGGAAGUUUGCAAUGGACAUGAAGUUCCAUGAAAGUUUGUCGCCCUGGCGUUAGAUCGCAGAGUACUUGAGAGAUAUUAUAUCUGGUUCAGUCUCUGUUACCAUCUUCAACGCCGGUUAAUAUGUCAGCUGCACCUGCAUCCAAUAUGUGCAAGUGUUUUAAGUGUUGUGUCCAUCGUUCUAUGUUUUAUUAUUUUUGCGGACUAAUUGAUGGAAAUUACUGAAAUUAAGUUGGGUACCUCGGGGUGAACUUAAGGUUAGUUGUAGGGACUAAAGCAUGAGACUAGAGCAUGUUGUCAGCUUAUUCGAGUAUGUUGUAUUUCUUUUUUGGUCUCAGAUCCUAGGACAAUCGAAACAAACAACAAUGUUUGCUCUUAAACCAUAACAGCUUAUCCUUUUUUUAAAGAAAAUUUAAACCAA
Messenger RNA from Mercurialis annua (annual mercury), 3204 nucleotides. RefSeq lists its product as uncharacterized. Bases 236 to 2755 code for a protein of 839 amino acids. Gene Ontology annotation, molecular function: RNA binding; protein binding. Gene Ontology annotation, cellular component: catalytic step 2 spliceosome. Gene Ontology annotation, biological process: mRNA splicing, via spliceosome. The transcript is spliced from 8 exons. Lineage: Eukaryota; Viridiplantae; Streptophyta; Magnoliopsida; Malpighiales; Euphorbiaceae. The record is from RefSeq and is a predicted model, not a curated record.